Molecule: messenger RNA, 1203 nt
Organism: Psilocybe cubensis
Lineage: Eukaryota; Fungi; Basidiomycota; Agaricomycetes; Agaricales; Agrocybaceae
Exons: 3
Coding region: 1-1203 (400 amino acids)
Source: RefSeq, a predicted model, not a curated record
AUGCACCAUCGGACCAAUCGAAAUGAUCUACAUUUUCACCAAGACGAGGAUGAGGAUGAUGACUUCUCCUCUGACGAAGAAUCCGUCACAGAAGAUUUGUAUUACAACAACAGAUCCAGGACCCAGGGAAAUCAGAGUGGAGUGGAGUAUUUCACAAACAGUACCGGGUUUGAGAUCAAUGGAGGGGAUUUCUCUGCAGUCAGUGGAAAUGCCUACUAUAUCAGGUCACCACCUUCGUCGGGCUUGCCACCAAGCCCUAUGCCACAAAGGCCUGGUACAAGACCGAUACAAUCGUCGUCGGUAAAAUAUUUUGAAGGCGCAAGCAACUUCAAGAUAACCAAUGGAAAUUUUCAAGCUAUUGGUGGUGAUCUAUAUGAUUAUUCUUCAGGAUCACAGUCAAGCUCGCCAUCACAGGGUGUGCCCCCGAGAGAUGGAGGUCUACGCCCACAAACAAAUGAAAGCUUUAGGAUACCAAGGAGUCCCAUACCAUCGCAUACUGUGACCAGUGGAUCUUCUGGAGCAUUACGACCACCGUCAACAGCACAACGCCCAUCGGAUAUUGGGAUGGGCACCGAGUUUACAAAUGGAAAAGGUUCUCACUCACCUAAGUGGAAGAACGACACAUCCCCAGCUUUCAGCGAUGAAUCGCUGCUUCGAAUAUCACAAGAACGCGCAAUACGUUAUCCUUCUCCAGGAAUGCCUGCUCCGGAAGCUUCAGACGAGUUCAGUAUGGAACUUGUUGUGGACAGCCUUGAGGGUGGACAACACAACACAUCUUUUACAAACAACCAGCAUUCAGGGAGAAUAUAUGGUGACUUCAGUCAGACAGCCACCUCAACAACGGUGAUUGGGGCCAUCCACGGAGGAGCCUCGACUUCAUCGGCACCAAAUUUGUUGACAGCAGCGAACAUGCCUAGCUCCCCUUCCAUUAUGCUGCAGAAUAAUACUAUGUGUGCUGAUGCCCCUUCCAGUUUUUCACAAGAGGAUCUUAACCCACCUACCGUCCUGGGCCCCGGUCCCAAUCGGGAUGCCUCAUCUGAAGAAUUGGAUACUCAGCAAGGGGAUAACCCACAUUCCCGUACCUCUACUGAAAUUCAGAACAUGUCUACAUCUUCAGGCACAGUUCGAGGGAAGAGCAAAGGACUGGUACAUCGGGUUUUCAAAAAAGUUGGGAAGAAGGGUAAGAUAAUGGGUGAUAAUUAG